AUGCAGGACCCCACCGACGCUCCUGAGGCACCGGGGUACGAAGUGCGAGUCGUAGUCGUCGGUCCGAACGUCGUGCUACGCCUGAAAGCCAUCCCUAGUUGGCCUGUGUCGUUUCUGAAGCAGGUCCUAGCCAAUGCUCUCGUGGAGAUUGCGGAGUUGCCCGGCCUCGAAACAGCCGAAAAUGUGGUCCCGAGGAUGCGCCUUGGGCGCCUGGAGUACAGCUUCAACGACGCCAACCAGCUUUGGAUGUAUGGACUGGGCACGGCUCCGGGACGGCCGCUCUGGAUCGAGCUGCGCGGCGUCGGCGCGCAGUCUUAUACCGUGGGUUCGAACGAGCCGGGCGAGUCCAGCUUCUGGGCGCCUCUGGCCGGGCGCGUCCAUCGAGGCGGCACCGAGACCGGCCAGAGCAUUACCGACAACAUCGUCGAGGCGUGCGACGCCGUUCUAGGUACCGAAGAGAUGGACUGGGUUCUGGCGGAAACGGUGGCGGUCACGGCGGACGGCGCGGCCACCGCUCAAAAAGCGCGGUACUGGUUGGAAGCGAUGAAGGCCAACGGGUCCACGGAAGCUAGCUCUGGAGUUAUGGGCAUCGUGGCCGUCCGCGUCCGCGACGCGCCCCUGCGCGACGACGAUCCUCCGCAGGUAUGUGGCUGCCACAUCGUGCACGACGGUGUGUGCUACGCAUGUGUGGCCGGCUCGCAUCGCCACCCGACGUGGAACCGCCAGAACAACAAUUCGGUCCUCGUUUACAACCUCGAGUACGUCGCCCCGUGUAAACGGAACUUCGACGUGUCGCCGCGACGCCGCGACGGCGUCCGCGCGACGCCACGCCACGAAGACGCCGCGCGCAACUUCAAUGAGAGCGCGCCGCUACGGAUUGGCGCACGCGCGCGUCCGACGCGAGGCCGACGCAGGCAUGUUUCCAACUAUCUCCACAACAACUUCCCCGAGCUCGAGCUCGAGGGCAUCAUCCCGUACUGCCCCAUGGGCCAAGAAACGCGCUGGGGCACGUUCAUCUCCGUAGCGUGCUACCUCGUCUCGUUUCGCUCCCUGCUCAUCGCGGCCGUCCGGGGCCUCUUCGCGCGGCGCGGAACCACCAGCGUCGCGUCCGACGCGAACGCCCGGCUCCUGGAGGUCAUGCUCACGGACCCCUCCAUGUACAUGCAGCUCGUGGUCCUCGCGGAGUUCGGCUUAGGCGUCGCGAUGCCUUUUAUUAUGUGGAUGCAGCAACGGCACGGCCACCGCGCGAUGGUCGCCCCACCGGCGUUCAAGCUCGAGUCGCCUUCACAUUGGGAGUCACACUCCCCGCCGUCGACGCGACGGCGCGAUCGCCCUGACUGCGUCCGUUCGAAUGCUCGGGGUUUUCCAGGACCGCGGUCGACGUACCACAGGAGAUCCACUCCCAAAUCCUCAAGCACCUCACAUUGUGUGGGAGCGUGCUCGCAGAGCCCGCCAAUUUCUUCGCGAACGCGUACCACGAGGCCGCGGCCGUCGGGUUCUCCGCCGCGGCGCUCGCCGCGGUCGUCAAGAGCAUCGUCCAGCCCUACGAGAAGUACAUCUCGAACCGCCUCUCGUUCUGGUUUCGCUUGCCCUUCGCCUGGCCGCUCCUCUGCGACGAGGACUACGGCCUCGGCUUCGCCAAGGCCCUCGUGGACUUGGUCGCGAAAGGGGUCCUCAAGGGCGUCACGGGCACCAAGGUCGACCAGUGCGGCAUCCUCGGCGACCAGGCCCUCUGGGGCAUGGUCUGCCGCUUCGCCGAGGGCCACGAGGCCCUCGCGGAGGAGGCCCGCGACAGAGUCAUUCUUACACCGCGGCCCGCGCCAUCGACCAUGCCUGCUCGAUCUCUCCGCACUCACACACAAAAACGCGACGCGCGCGCGCGACGCGCGCGCGCACGCCUCGAAAAACGCCACCGCGACGCGCGGCUUCCCCCGCCCGAGGCGCGGCCGGCCAUCACCGCGACGUCGCGCAGGUCGUCUCCGCCAUCAUCAAGGUCUUCGACCACAUCCCCAUCCACUCGGCGCUCGCGGAGAUCGCCGUCAAGGCGUGCCGCAACGCGGACAUCAACGAGCUCCUGCACCAGGUCGGCUUCGGCGCCGCCAUGCGACGCGCCCUCCUCGAGUUCCGGCUCGACGAUUUUGUCACGGAGAAGGCCGCGUCCGACGCGCGCCGCGACCUCACGCGCCAGGAUCUCGACCGGCGCUCCGUCUUGGAGAAGCGCCAGGCCGAGGUGCGCGACGCGCUGUGCACCACGCACGAGGCGCUCUUCGGCGACAACGCGGACCCGGUCGCCGUGUGCGAGCGCCUCGCCCAAGAGAGCAGCGCGUACUACCGCGGCGACGCGGCGUCCGUCGAGGGCCAGCUCGACCGCCUCGGCCUCGACGACGCCGCCGCGGCGCCCCCGACCAACAGGGAGGCGAGGGAGGCGGCGUUCCAGGCGUCGUCGUGGCGCCUGCUCGAGCCGCUCGCGCCGGUGCUCCUCUUCGUCUUCCAGCAGCUCGUCCUCGACCGCUGCAUCAACAACAGCGACGUUCCGGCGCAUCUCGCGUGGGUCCUCGCGCGGGCGCCGGCCGCGGAGGACGACACCCCCGACAAGGUGACGUGCCGCUUCUGUUCGCGGGCCUGGACAUCGGCACGCGGCGCCCGCGGCGCCUGUGCGCACGUCCUCAAGGACCACAUCCACCUCAAGGGCCCGCGCGCCCUCGGCUUCUUCCAGCUCCUCGUCGGCGACGGCCUCGAAGCGUACGAGCUGCCCGAGACCACCGUCGUCCACGUCUUCGACUACGCCACGGCCACCCCGCUCACGUUCCUGGACGCCUACGUCGUGCCCAAGGUCCUGCCGGCGCUGAUCACGGUCUUCGGCCAGGCGCGGGCCCACCACCAGUCCGACGCGACCGAGCCGCUGGACCUGGUCGCCGCCCUGCGCGCCCAGUUCCCGCCGGCGCCCCCCGCGAAGCCGCCGACGCGGUCGUACCUCGACGCGCUCGUCGCGCGCCACGCCGCCGCCGGAGAUGAUCUCGAGGAACCGCCCCGAGCCGCCCUCGUGGACGUCGUGAAGUUCCUGCCCGCGCUCGUCAUCACGAAGCUCGUCGGCGCCGCCGACCCAGCCGCGCCGCUGGCGCCGGCCCAAGUCCGGGACCGCGAGACCCUCCUGACGCUCAACGCCGGCGUCAAUGAGGACCUGGCGCACCCCGAGCACCGCGCGCUCACACCUAGCGUGAGCCCGGCCGACCGCUUCCCGGCCGACCGGCCUUAG
Messenger RNA from Pelagomonas calceolata, 3256 nucleotides. The record is from the annotation of a GenBank genome assembly. NCBI's taxonomy places the organism in Eukaryota, Pelagophyceae, Pelagomonadales, Pelagomonadaceae.